GCCGGAGGAAGCGCCACCGGGUCCGCUGCGCUCCGGGUCCGGCUGGGCCAUGGAGUCGAUGUCUGAGCUCGCGCCCCGCUGCCUCCUGCUUCCCUUGCUGCUGCUGCCGCUGCUGCUCCUACCUGUCCCGAAGCUGGGCCCGAGCCGCGCCCGGGCGGAGGAGACCGACUGGGUGCGAUUGCCCAGCAAAUGCGAAGUGUGCAAGUAUGUUGCAGUGGAGCUGAAGUCAGCUUUUGAGGAAACUGGGAAGACCAAGGAAGUGAUCGGCACAGGCUACGGCAUUCUGGACCGGAAGGCCUCUGGAGUCAAGUACACCAAGUCCUUUUCAGAGCCCCCAGACCAGAUGAGCUGUCCUCUUUCCAGCUCUGCCUUCCCGUUGGUGGGAAGAGAACUUAGUUCCUCUCUGCUGCUGUCUCGCAGGGACUUACGGUUAAUUGAAGUCACUGAGACCAUCUGCAAGAGGCUGCUGGACUACAGCCUGCACAAGGAGAGGACUGGCAGCAACCGGUUUGCCAAGGGCAUGUCGGAGACCUUCGAGACCCUGCACAACCUGGUCCACAAAGGGGUCAAGGUGGUCAUGGACAUCCCAUAUGAACUGUGGAAUGAGACCUCUGCUGAGGUGGCCGACCUCAAGAAGCAGUGUGACGUGCUGGUGGAAGAGUUUGAAGAGGUGAUUGAGGACUGGUACAGGAACCACCAGGAGGAGGACCUGACACAAUUCCUCUGCGCCAACCACGUGCUGAAGGGCAAGGACACCAGUUGCCUGGCAGAGCGGUGGUCUGGCAAGAAAGGGGACAUAGCCUCCCUGGGAGGGAAGAAAUCUAAGAAGAAGCGCAGAAGCGGCAAGGGCUCCAGCGGCAGCAGCAAGCAGAGGAAAGAGCUAGGGGGCCUGGAGGGGGGUGCCGACUCUGAAGAGGAAGAAGGUGUGCAGAAGGCAUCUCCCCUCCCACACAGCCCCCCUGAUGAGCUGUGA
This is a messenger RNA of Acomys russatus (golden spiny mouse), 973 nucleotides long. It is a transcript of the gene Cnpy3, whose product is annotated as canopy FGF signaling regulator 3. The coding region runs from base 50 to 973 and encodes 307 amino acids. The record is from RefSeq and is a predicted model, not a curated record. The transcript is spliced from 7 exons. Gene Ontology annotation, cellular component: endomembrane system. Lineage: Eukaryota; Metazoa; Chordata; Mammalia; Rodentia; Muridae. Gene Ontology annotation, molecular function: signaling receptor binding.